AUGGUGAUGACUGAUGAUAUAUCGACUUCAGCAGCAGUUGAAUCAAGUUUUAAGAAGCUUAAAACGGUAACAUUUAAACAUAUUUCAAUUCCAACUGAUCUUGAAAAUUUUUUGGAAAAUCACAUUAAAUCGCUAAAAGGAGCUGCUUUAUUACGGUCGUCUUGCAACAAUAUAGCUAUUUCUUCCGAUCUAGGACAAAUCGCCGUCGCCGUUUCGCCGUUGCCAUUUCGCCGCGGCCACUUCGCCGUAAAAUCAUUUCGCCGUCGCUGUUUCGACGUGAGGCCACUUCGGCGUUAA
Macrosiphum euphorbiae (potato aphid) is the source of this 297-nucleotide messenger RNA. NCBI's taxonomy places the organism in Eukaryota, Metazoa, Arthropoda, Insecta, Hemiptera, Aphididae. The record is from the annotation of a GenBank genome assembly.